This is a messenger RNA of Patella vulgata (common limpet), 5093 nucleotides long. Its product is annotated as maltase-glucoamylase. Gene Ontology annotation, biological process: carbohydrate metabolic process. The transcript has 23 exons. Gene Ontology annotation, molecular function: alpha-1,4-glucosidase activity; carbohydrate binding. Bases 82 to 2868 code for a protein of 928 amino acids. The record is from RefSeq and is a predicted model, not a curated record. NCBI's taxonomy places the organism in Eukaryota, Metazoa, Mollusca, Gastropoda, Patellidae.
AGUAUGACAUAAUAAUGAUACACCAGAGGCGGAUGUCUUCUUGUGAGCGUACGUAAAAUACAAGCGAGAAUUCGUGGAUCGAUGCAUUCGGUUUAUUUCCGUAGUCAUUUCAAAGGAGAGAGUAUGAAAAGUAAAAUUAUUUUUAUUAUCAUCGCGGUGAUCGCAGUAUUUAUUUGUGUGCAAGUAUACUUCGUAUUUUUAGCCGAUAGCCCGAAAAGAAUAGCAGUAGACGGCGGACAACCUGUAAACAUUGGACCAUUUAUUGAUUGUCAUCCAGAAAAGUAUCCUGAUAAAACUACCUGUGACCUUAGAGGAUGUGUAUGGAGAAAAUCAAACGAUGACAAUUCCCCACAAUGUGUUUACUCAAUAGGCCAUGGCUACUUAGUAAGAGGGGAGAUAACUAAAACUAGUAAUGGACUACAAGCGGAAGUAGAAAGAAUAAAGACACCUAAGAUAUAUGAUAGUGAAAUCUAUGAUAGACUUGUUGUUACUGUGGAAUAUCAAACAGAAUCAAGGUUAAGAAUAAAGAUUGUGCCAAAAGAUGUGGAUAGAUAUGUAGUUCCAGAUGAAGCAUUAAAUAUACGUUUACCUGGGAAACCUCCACCUGCCAGCAGUCGUUUAUAUGAAGUAACAUUGGUAAAAGGAACGCCACAGUUUGGUAUAAUUGUUACGAGAAAGGGUGACUCUACGGCAGUAUUUUCUACAGAUCUACCUGGAAUGACCUACUCUGAUCAGUUUUUACAAAUAACAACUCGUCUACCCUCUGAUAAUCUCUAUGGGUUUGGUGAACAUAAUCACAGUCGAUUCCGACAUGACAUGAACUGGAAAACCUGGAGUAUAUUUCCAAGACGAAUUGGACGUGAAAAGUCUGUCAACUUAUACAGCGCACACCCAGUUUACAUGAACCUCGAAAAUGACGGAAGAGGUUCUGUUGUUUUGUUAAAGAACACCAACGCAAUGGAGGUAGUACUACAACCAAGCCCUAAUCCUGCUAUAACAUAUCGUGUUAUUGGUGGUAUUCUGGAUUUCUAUAUAUUUAUGGGACCAAGUCCUGAACAAGCUGUACAACAAUAUAUACAGGCAAUAGGUGAACCUGUAAUGCCACCAUACUGGGCAUUAGGAUUUCAUGUAUGUAGAUUUGGUUAUAACGAUGUCAACGACGUGGAGGCGGUAAUUAAAAGAACUAGGGCAGCAGGUCUACCAUAUGAUGCACAAUGGGUUGAUAUUGAAUAUAAAUAUGAAUUUGUUGAUUUUACGCUCAAUAAGAAAUUAUGGGGAGAUCUACCUAAAGUAAUUGAAGACUUACAUGGCCACAAUCAGAAAUUUAUUCUAACUAUUGACCCAGGAAGUUUAGCCAACAGAAAGAAAAUAAAAAAAGUGAAAUUAAACAGCCCAGGUUAUAAUGUGUAUGAUGAUGGCGUUCUACAAGAUGUAUUUAUAAAAAAUGAAUCCAACCAAAUUGUACUGGCAAAGUAUUGGCCAGGAAUGGCAGCCACACCAGACUUUACGAAUCCUAAAACACAAGGUUGGUGGCUUAAAAACAUGGAAUACUUAUACAAUGAUGAAAAUAUUAAAUAUGAUGCCCUAUGGCUAGAUAAGAACGAAGUCUCACCACGCGAUUCGAUGAAAUGCAGCCGGAACAAAUGGAAUAACCCGCCUUACGUUCCUGACGUUGGCGGAAGUAGUGAAGAUUCCAUAUUGAAUAAAAAUACGAUUUGCAUGGAUUUAAAGCAGCAUUGGGGUCGACAUUAUGAUUCUCGUGCUUUAUAUGGUCAUGGUCAAUCAAUUCUAACUUACAAUGGUUUGUUGCAUCAGUUUCCACGUAAAAGGCCAUGGGUGAUGACAAGAUCAUCAUUUGUUGGUACAGGUAAAUAUGCCACUAAAUGGAUGGGCGAUAACAGAAGUACCUGGGCUGAUAUACUCUGGUCAGUUAUAAGUAUUGUAGAGUUCAGUAUGUUUGGAUUUGCUAUGAAUGGGGCUGAUAUUUGCGGUUUUGGCUACGCUGCUGAAUAUGAAUUGUGUUUAAGAUGGCAUCAACUGGGAGCAUUUUAUCCAUUUUCCAGAAAUCAUAAUACCAAAAAAAAGAGGCCUCAAGAUCCAGCAUCGUGGGAUCAGCGUUUUGUAGAUAUAGUUAAACCAGUUCUUAUGACUAGAUACAGAUUGUUACCAUAUUUAUAUACUCUUAUGUAUAAAGCUCAUGAAGAAGGUCACAUGGUCAUGAAAGCUCUGCUGUUUGAAUUCCCAGCAGAUAGAAACACGUGGUCUAUAGAUAGACAGUUUUUAUUAGGACCAGCUCUUCUUAUAUCACCCGCUCUAGAACCAAAUCAAACAGUUGUAGAAGCUUAUUUUCCUAAAGCUCGAUGGUAUGAAUAUAACCAGGGAAGUGAAAUUAUUCCAAGUGCUAGAACACAUAAACUAUAUACCCCCCUUGAGGUGGUUAAUCUGCACAUACGUGGUGGUCACGUGAUACCAGUACAACAGCCAUCAACAACAACAUAUCAAAGUCGUCAGAAUCCGAUGGGAAUUAUAAUUGCGCUGGAUGAAAAUCAUCUUGCUAAUGGCGAAUUAUUCUUGGAUGAUGGAGAAAGCCUAGAAACACACAAGAAUAUAAAGUCAACAAUUGUUCAAUUUUCAAUGAGUAAAACAGGUGAAUUGGUGAUUAAAUAUAUGGUGAACAAUUAUACUGGCGCUGAUUAUUUAUAUAUAAAAACUAUAGAAAUAUAUGGUUUAAAUAAAAUACCUGUUGAUGUCCGUGUUAACGACGCUUCAGUGGAUAGACCAAAUAUAAUUAUGCUAAACAAGUUAAUUCAGAUACAGAACUUAAACAUCAAGAUAACAGACACAACUAUUAUUACCUGGAGGACGUAACUGUUAUUACCUGGAAGACGUAACUAUUAUUACCUGGGGGACGUAACUAUUAUUACCUGGAUGACGUAGACAACUAUUAUUACCUGGAGGACGUAACUAUUAUUACCUGGAUGACGUAGUAGAGGUUUAAACACAACUAUUAUUACCUGGAGGACGUAGUACAGGUUUCAACUCAACUAUUAUUACUUAGAGGACCGUAGUAGAGACUAUUAAUUAGACAUUAAUUAACAAAACAAGACCAUAAUCAACUCUCGAUGCCAUCGGAUACUCGAUAUUUUAACGAGAUUAGAACGGUUCAACAUUUAAAAAAAUAAUUUAAAAAUGGGAAAGCGAGGCUAAAUCUCGAAUAUACCAGUGCUCUGGUUACCACAAUGCACACAUGUUGUUUAAAUUUACAAACAGUGAUAACUCGACUCAGAAUAAAGUAAUUUAAAUGAAAAUCUAUUUUCAAACUAUUUUAGUAAGACUGGUCAGCUCUUUAUAAAAAUCUUUAAGUAUCUUUAAAGAAUGUCAGCCACUGACUUUCAGGACUCUUUUAAAUUCCGGGGGGUUGGAUGGCCGAAUGGUUAGCACGUGCGCGCUGUAUCAUAAGACCUGUCAUUGAGUCAACUGGCGUGGUUUCGAAUCCCCGGUUGUACGUGACAAGGAGUAGGGUCGCCUGUUCAACCUCGUGGGUUUUCUCCGGGUCCUCCCACUGCUAAAGACCCCUACUCGCAAGCGAAUUAUUGAAAUAAAAUUAAACCAUAUGUUAGUACCGAAAUGACCUAGUUUGUGUCGAGUGGACGUUAAACCCCAUUUCUCUCUCUCUCUCUCUCUCUCUCUCUCUUCUAAAUUCAAUUUUAAUGAAUUAAUUUUGCGAACGAGUUAUCCGCCCUUUUCGUUUCUUGUCUAUUUAAAUGCAUUUUUAGGACCUGAGCAGCUCAUGUUAUUGGUUAUUGUAAUAUAUUUAUUUUUUAUUGAACGAUAAUUUGUAUUCUUAUAUGUGUUUGUUUAAAGGCUCAAUACCACUCUUGUUGUAACUGAAUAAUAUGUCCCAAUCUUCAUUCUGGUCAACAAAAUGUACUAUUUUACAAUAUUCCAAUUAAUUGAUGAUACAAAUUUCAUCUUAACACACCUAAUUUAAAAAAUUGGAAAAAUUCAACUUAAUGAUUUGAAAAGCCUAACGUAAACCUUUUCAAAUGUGACUUUGAUUUAAAAAUAUUUUCGAACCCUCUGGACAAGUAAAAUAGGAUGUAAUGGAUAAUUUACACAACAGGUAGGAUACUUAAAAAUCUAAUUCUUAGAAUAAGGCUAUCAUUUAUUUUCUGGAGCCGUCAAGCCAGCAAGAGUGUUAUUGUCCCUUUAAUGUUAUUGUUAUUUUAGUUUUCUAAUAUGAAACUUAUAAUUGUGAUAAAAAGUUAUGGAGGCAAAAUAUCGUACCUGAUUAUAUAUGUUUACUAUUCCACAGGGAACCACGGUGGCUAAGUGGGUAAGACGCUGGUUCACUAGCCUGGAGGUCGCGUGUUCGAUCACUGCAUUAACCAACAAUGUUCAUUCAAUCUGAUUGAAAUACAGAUCUAUAUUUCGUUUCGUUUUUUUUAUACUUUCGAUGGCCUAUACUACAUGAAGAUCUGACAAGUUAUAGCCAUAGGUCACGUCAGGGGUCAAAAGACCGACUUAUGACCUAUGACGUCAGACAUUUGAUUAACCAAUCAGCAUUGAUGUUACUAGUGGAUUACCCACAGUUCCGUGCAAAACACGCCUAAAGCUCGCCGUAACAGACCGUUUCAUUGGCUUAUCCCUGACACCAUUCAGAACACGAUUUAAAUAACAACUCUUUCAGAUCCAAGUGAAGUAAAAACAAGUAAAACGAAAUUUUGAACUAUAAAAACGAAACGAAAUAGGAUCUGUGUUUUAACCAGAUAGUUCGUGGUGCAGGGCAGAGGGCCUGACAAGGACAGUUGUCUAGUCGUUCCGAUGGGACGAAAAAACGAGGUCCCCGUGUAUACCUUGGUGUGCACGUAAAAUAUCCCUUGGCAGUUGAAUUCGGUAUAGUGCCACUGCCCGGUCAAAAUUUCCAUUAUAACACUGUAUACGCCCGUCUUAUAUAGCCCCAAUUGGAGCAGAACAAUAGGACGCUAAACCCCAUUUUAUUUAAUUUUGUUUUAUUUAUUGUUAUUUUUGUUUUCUAAGAUGACAUGUAUAAUAAUACACCACAAGUUAUUAAAAAAUACACUUUAAUGAAA